UCUCCUCUGGCAUGCACUCCGUCGACAACAGCACCAGCCAGGUCCCAUCACCAUCCCCAACCGACCGCAAUCACCGCGGCACCAAGCAGCUUCUGCCUCAACCGCCGCAGUACCAGUCUGCAAUCGCGACAGGCCGAGGCGCUUUGCAUGCGAACAAGUGUGAGAACGGCGCAGCCACAACUCUUUGAUCAAUACCGCCAACGACCCACCCCUUAAACACCUCGCGCAUUGCUCGACUUCAAGCGCUUCGGUGCUGCCCCGGGUCCGAGUCAGGCCCAGCUGUGGUCAAACCAGGCAAAACACCUCCUGCUACUUUGUUGUAAUCCAGGCUGUCGAGUCGAGACUGCCACUUCAGCCCUGCGGCAUCGGUCCGCACACCAGCGCCCUGAUCCCCUCGAGAUGGGACGCAAGCCCACGCCGCAGCCGCUGAUGCUGGCAGACUCAAAUGCCUUGGAGCAUAUUGCAAACAGCGGGCCCGCAGCCACUGAGGUGACGACGCAAGGCUUGUCGCCCGCCGACUCCAGGUCCUCGUCCUCGCACCGCUCCUCCCCCCUCACCAGCAGAUUUGCCCCUAAGAGGCCGCAAACGGGGAAGCCUGCCCUGCCACCCAGCGACAGCUCGAAUCAUCAACAUCAGUCGCACCACCAGCGAUCACAGUCUGCCCGUGACGACCGCCCGCCCGUCUCCGCGACCGGGCCUCCGGCGUCCCACGCCCCUGUCCCCCAGCCAGUGACACGAUCCACAGCCUCCGACAGCAAGAAAUCGACCAAGAGCGGCUUCUUCCACUUCGCCAAGUCGUCAAAGAGCUCCAAUCAGCUACUCAACCUACCGGUGACGCAACCAAAUACGGAUUCGCGGGAUCGGUCUUUGGCGACAGAGGGCGAUCAAACGAGCGUUCGUCAAAACGAAGCAAACUCUUUUUACGCACAAGGUUCGCUAGAGAAGCCGGCAACACCGCUCCCGUCCCGUUCCGAGCUCUCACUCUCCUCAACGGCAGCCGAGCACGAACCUGCUCCGAUACCCUCCCCGGGCAAAAAACCAAAAUCCAAUCCCUUUGGUAUACUCAGCCGCACCAAAUCUGCGCGCGAGAACAAGGGCCGCAUCAGUCCCCAACCUUCCACCGCCAUGCCGCCUGGUGCACCUAGCAGAGCGGAUUCUCACGAGGACUCGGCUCCCCUCAGGACCGCACCUGUCACCCAGGAUCGAGCAUUUCGAGAUAUGAUGAACUCGACCACUAGAAAUCGGUCCGAAGACCGGGCUGUUGGGCGGGAUGCUGGACAGGGCAAAGACAACAGUCGCGAACGAGACUAUCGCCAUGUACCACCCUCAACCACACGAGACAACGGGGGCGGGUCAACAUUUCUUAGCGGCUUGAGAAAUUCUUCAACAAGAGCUGCUGACAUGAUAAGUAAGGGCUUGUUUGGGAAAAGUUCACGAAGCGGAAGCACCACAGAGAAGGAACCUGUCAUUGAUGACGAACAUUACGUCCUUAAGGUAAUAAACCUUCCUUUGGUGGAGCAAACGCGCUUGACACGCAUCUCAAAACGGCUGGAAAACUCGAGAGACAAGACGGAGUUUUGGAUGCCCGCUUUCCCAUGGCGGGCAAUCGACUAUCUCAACUACAAGGGUUGCGACGUGGAAGGCCUGUACCGAGUUCCCGGGAGCGGUCCACAAAUCAAGAAAUGGCAGCGGAAGUUUGACGAGCAAUUCGACGUGAACCUGUUCGAAGAAGAGGAAUUAUACGACAUCAAUAUCAUCGGCUCGAUGCUCAAAGCCUGGCUGCGGCAACUUCCAGAUGAGUUGUUCCCAAAAGAAGCCCAGGAAAGAGUUGCUCGGGAAUGUGCCGGCUCGACAGAGGUCCCUCAGCUCCUCAUCGAUGAACUCUCCAAUCUGUCUCCAUUCAAUUACUACUUGCUAUUUGCAAUCACAUGCCACCUCAGCCUCCUUCUUGCGCAUUCGGACAAGAACAAGAUGGACUUCAGAAACCUCUGCAUCUGUUUUCAGCCAUGCAUGAAGAUUGAUGCCUUCUGCUUCAAAUUUCUGGUGUGCGAUUGGAGAGAUUGCUGGAAAGGCUGCAAGAGUGAAGCGAAAUACAUUGAGCAAGAAUACAGGCUUUUCGAUCAGCCUCCUCCGCGCGGCCUCUCUGAGCCUCAGCAGCCAGCGCAAAGCGAGGAUCUCGACAAUCGUCUGCUUUCAUCUCCAGACAGCGCUUCGCACUCAACGCAUGGGGGCAGGGAGGCGCCAAUCCAGUCAAAAGGCCACCGCAACCAAUUUUCAAAGUCCAACGUCAGCAUCCACUCAAACACUUCCACUAUCUCAAAUGACAGCCAUCGAAGUUACCACGACGGAGCUCAGGUUGCGAGGGAUCUGCGACCACUCUCACCAAUUCAACCGCUGUCACCCAUCGGGUUCUGAUUUUUUGAAGAGCACGAUGCCUCCACAGGUCACUAUCCUCCGCAGGCGGUAUGAUGGCUUGAGAGGAUAACACUGCGCUCUCGUUUGGCGACAAUAACUUACGAUUUUUGAGGACAAGUCUGUCCUUUGCUGUCAGGACAUGCGAGUCUAGAGAGCUUGAGCACUUGGUCACACAGUUCUUAUACCUCCCGCAAUCAUGAGACAGCACUUUCACCAGUCUUCCCGGCAGGCGACGGUCUCAUGAGCUGAUUUUUUUGUCUUGCGCGUUUCGUUUGUCUUUGCAUGCAAGAUGCCAGAAUUCAUACCCUUUCUUUCCUUGGUUCGAGACGGUAAAAUACCCGCUUGCAUCGAAUCUUCAGCGUUGUCCUCCUUCGAAGCUAGUUACGGUUGGGCGCGAGGUGGUAAUGAAGCAGACGGUGAUGCUUAUUAAUGCACCACCCUUGGCCCGGGCAGUGUUCAGAGUUUGACUUCUUUUCUGUCUUAUGCACGUUGGAGAAAAGCGUCCUUUUUAUAACGGAGUCGAUGUACAAUAACUGAGGUUUUGGCUGAGUUGGAGAUGAAGUUUUCGGAUGCUUCAGUUUGGAGAGACGUGGACGACUGCAAUCAAGGGGAUUGACGUCAAGACACGGAGCCCCAAAAGUUGGCAAAAUGGAUUAUGUUGUGUGAGGCCGAACUGUCCCCAGUCCCAAAGUCGUAACUGCCUGGCAACUCCUAACUCCGAGCCACCAAUGCCACAGCCGGGGCAAACUGCAAAUGGAGUAAAAUAUAGCCAACAGAUUCUGUCUUACCCUUUGAUG
Molecule: messenger RNA, 3212 nt
Organism: Purpureocillium takamizusanense
Lineage: Eukaryota; Fungi; Ascomycota; Sordariomycetes; Hypocreales; Ophiocordycipitaceae
Exons: 3
Coding region: 400-2415 (671 amino acids)
Biological process (GO): regulation of GTPase activity; signal transduction
Cellular component (GO): cytoplasm
Source: RefSeq, a predicted model, not a curated record